AUUUGACUUCCGCUGUGCGAAUUGCAGCUUAAAAGACAUCGAAACUAAUGAAACUAUUUUUGUGUAAUUGAGAUCAACAUAACCGGAGAAAUGGACAAGAUCUGGUAUCUUCCUCCUCCAACAGAAGAUGUUCAUGGUGAUUUUGGUCCGUAUUCUGUGAAAGAGCUGAAAGCAGCGCGGAAAGACCUCAUAAAGUUUGUUCAUGAAAGUAAUGGAGCUGUCUUUCAAAGAGUCAAAGCAAAAUGUGGAAUAUUGGCCGAUGGAAGACGAAAAAUAUCGGGAUUAGAUAUGGGUAAUGUUCCAGUAGAUUUAGAAGGAGCUGUGUCAGCUGAUGAUUUAAAUGGUUCAGGAAGUGAUGUAGGGGGAGAUGUCAGGACUCAUGGGGUUAAACGAAAAGCUGAAAUUCCAGGGUCGACGCAGCCUAACAAGAAACAAGCAGUAGAUAAGAAGAUUAUAGCCUAUACAUGUGAUCUGUGCGAUUUUACCACAGAAAUUUACGAUGAAGUCGUCAAACAUCUGCAGCAGAAAAAUCAUUUUUCAGCCAGCAUGUGUCAUAGCUCAAAAGAAAAUAGUGUUUUAAUACCUAAAACAUUACUCAAGCCUUUAGUCGUGACAAAUAGAUCCGCUCGCUUUAAUAAUGUGAUUCCAACAUGUCCAAAAUGUUUCGCUGUCUAUGAGAAUAUCAAUAUAUGUAAUCUCCAUUAUCAAAACACCCAUGAGGAUAACUCUGAUAUAUAUUCCCUGUCAACUGUAAAAGAAACAUUAUGGCCGAAAAUUUCCAGCAAAAACCAGUGCCUUAAUUGCGGUAAAAACUUUGCAAAAACCAAAAGUCUUCACGAUCAUUGGAGAAGUGCAAAACAUUUUCCACUACGAGAACCGAUGUCAGAUGAAAUACGAAUCAUGUUUUGUCCGCAUUGUGAACGUUUAUUCUACGAUUUCUUCAGUUGUAAAGAACAUAUUCGACACGUUCAUGUUGAUGAGAUAGGAUCCCAUGCUUAUUCUAUGAAAGUCCUUUAUCUAGAAAAACCAACAACUCAAUGUCAUCUUCUUCCAUCGUCCCCUGCCACGACAAAAAAUUUAGUCAACAAGGAGAUUAAAAUGUUAACAGAGAUGAGAAAGGCAGCAAAAAAAACGGCUAAUAGCAAGCAUACUGUAAAAGCAAUUAGGGAGAAUAUAAAAUUGUACAAACAUUAUAGGAAGAAUUGUUAGGUAGAUAUUUAUUUAGAACAGAUCGUAGUUUCAAAUUCUCAGUCAUGAAAAUAUUAAAGUCUUAUUUCAUAAGUUCCAGAACAAUGAUAAUACUGAAGAAUAUGUACAAAUUUAAUUCUUUGCUGUCAAAUGAUUUCUGAGGUUUUUGAAAUAUAAACUUACACAUGUAGAGUAACUAAACAAUUUUACAUACUAAUUGGACAUACAUGUAGUAUUUUCAUAUGUCUCAAAUGUUCUCUUUUUUGGGAGUUUAAUAAUACACACUAUUAUGUAGGAUAUUUAUUCAAAACCUGAAACAAGUACCAUGUAUUAGAAUUGUCAUUUUAUUUCUAGUAUUUACAGAUAGAUACAGAAGUUUGUAAUUAACAACUCUAUGCUUCAGCGAUAUUUUUUCUGGGCAGAUCCAUAAUUAUCUAUUAGUUUCCUUCAGUUAUGUAAAACCGAGGUCUAACUUUGUACUUGGCAGUUGGAAUUUGAUGAAGAAUAAGUUGUAGCACCACUGCCAGGGCAAAAUGUCCCUCAUAUUAUUUCGUGGCAGAUCAAUAUCUUAAUUAUCUAUUACUUUCUUUCUAUUAUGUAAAAUCGAGGUCUAACUUUGUACUUGGCAGUUAGAAUUUGAUGAAGAAUAGGUUGUAGCACCACUGCCAGGACAAAUGUCCAUGAUAGGACACUGCAUGGUGUAUGGCUGUCUUCAUAAGCAUGGUUGGUGCAGAAAAACUAGACAUUUAACUCUAUUACUUUCUUUCUGCUACAGGUUAUAUUGAUAGAAAUGCUCACCACUAGUUAAACUUAAUUGGUAAUGUCCUGAUUUCAAAAUGGUUAGUGAUCUGCUACGUGUGUAUGUGGUUACAAAAUUGUAAAACUUGCCGAUUACAUAACAAUGUUAAUAGUUACAAAAUAAAUUGUUCAAUUUUCAUUUGUUACAUUAUUUAACAUGUUGAAUAACUCUUUUUAUUGUAUUAAAUGGAUGUUUAUCAAGAGAACAAUUACUUACUAAUAUUAAAUAUCAUGCUUAUUUCUGUUCUUCGGUUUGUUGAUAUUUUUUAAAGUGCUCAAAUCAGGAGAGCAAAAGUUGAGUUAUAUAAUACACAUGUCAUGUCAUUGUUAAAAUUUAUAAUUUGUAAAAAUGUUGACAAUAUAAAAAUAUGUAAAG
This is a messenger RNA of Patella vulgata (common limpet), 2362 nucleotides long. RefSeq lists its product as uncharacterized. Lineage: Eukaryota; Metazoa; Mollusca; Gastropoda; Patellidae. The transcript has 2 exons. The record is from RefSeq and is a predicted model, not a curated record. The coding region runs from base 91 to 1209 and encodes 372 amino acids.